Messenger RNA from Prunus armeniaca (apricot), 696 nucleotides. The record is from the annotation of a GenBank genome assembly. NCBI's taxonomy places the organism in Eukaryota, Viridiplantae, Streptophyta, Magnoliopsida, Rosales, Rosaceae.
AUGGACAUGUUCUCCGCUCAGCUUUCUGACUCCCCCGACCAGCCCGAGUCGAGUUCUUUCUCCGACGCCAGCUUCACCACCCUGCCGGCUUCUUCCUCCGACGAGAACGUCAUAUUGGCGUCGAGCCGGCCGAAGAAGCGCGCUGGGAGGAGGGUUUUCAAGGAGACGAGGCACCCGGUUUACAGGGGGGUGAGGAGAAGGAACAACAACAAGUGGGUGUGUGAGUUGAGAGAGCCCAACAAGAAGAAAUCAAGGAUUUGGCUUGGAACGUAUCCGACUGCUGAGAUGGCUGCUCGUGCCCAUGACGUGGCGGCAUUGGCGUUCAGAGGGAAGCUUGCCUGCAUAAACUUUGCUGACUCCGCAUGGCGGCUGCCCUUGCCGGCUUCCAUGGAUACCAUGGAUAUCCGAAGGGCAGCUGCUGAGGCCGCGGAAGGGUUCAGGCCAGCGGAGUUCGGUGGAUUAUCCAGCUGCAGCAGUGAUGAGAAGGAGAAGAUUUUUAGCGUGGAUAUGGAAAAAAGCAGCAGCAGCUUGUGCUUGUUUUAUUUGGAUGAGGAGGAAAUGUUUGAUAUGCCAAGGUUGAUUGAUAACAUGGCUCAAGGGCUUCUUCUUUCUCCACCUCAAUGUUCAGCUGGCUACUUGAACUGGGAUGACAUGGAAACUGAAGCUGAUGCCAAACUAUGGAGUUUCUCUAUCUGA